Molecule: messenger RNA, 1807 nt
Organism: Linum tenue
Lineage: Eukaryota; Viridiplantae; Streptophyta; Magnoliopsida; Malpighiales; Linaceae
Source: the annotation of a GenBank genome assembly
UGGCUAGCCUCCUUUCGAAAAGAGUACAAGCUAAGCUUAAACUAGUGUGAGUGUAGUAGUGAGCGAGGCAACCCAUUCCACUCUCACAAAAGAGCAGAAAAGAGAAAAAGAGAGAGAAAAAAGAGAGAAAGGGAAAGGUGAUUGCUCAUUUGCUCUUGCUCUUGUUCCUUGCUGUGUGUUGUUGGAAAUGGAAGAACAUCUCAGCCCGUUAGCCAUCACUCAUCUGCUUCAACACACACUGAGGAGCUUGUGCAACCACGACAACUCUCAGUGGGUUUAUGCUGUCUUCUGGAGGAUCUUGCCCAGAAACUAUCCUCCUCCCAAAUGGGAUGGGCAAGGAGCGUAUGACCGGUCUAGAGGCAACAGGAGGAAUUGGAUAUUGGUGUGGGAAGAUGGAUACUGCAACUUUGCUGCAUCUUCAGCAACAGCAGCAGAGACCACCACCACCACCACCACUUCUUCUGCUUCUGCUUCUGGUUAUGAGUUUCAGCAGCAGCAAUAUCAUCAGCAGCAGCAUCAAGGGCUGCAGCCUGAGCUCUUCUUCAAGAUGUCCCAUGAAAUCUACAACUAUGGGGAAGGAUUGAUAGGGAAAGUAGCAGCAGAUCACAGCCACAAGUGGGUACACAAGGAACCAAAUGAGCAAGAGAUCAACUUCUUGUCUACAUGGCACAACUCAGCUGACUCUCAACCAAGAACAUGGGAAGCCCAGUUCCAGUCUGGAAUAAAGACCAUAGCACUGAUUGCUGUCCGAGAAGGUGUUGUCCAACUUGGAGCUGUCCACAAGGUGGUUGAGGAUUUGAGCUACGUGGUAACGCUGAGGAAGAAGCUGAGCUACAUAGAGAGCAUUCCAGGAGUAUUACUGCCCCACCCUUGUUCUUCACCUACCCAAAUCCUCCCCGUGAGAAUGGACGGUUACGCUUAUGGUUACGGCGGCGGCGGAAACCACCCGAUGCUACCGCCUCCGCCGCUGCCUCACCACCACCAUGAAGCCGCGGCUUAUUACCAACUCACUGGCGGCGGCGGCGGCGGCGGGGCAGAUCAUCAGCUGUACGCGGACCAUCACAAUAAUAAUCACAUGACGAUGAUGAUGAAUAGCAGCGGCAGCCUCCUGCCGUUCAAGGUAGCUCCGUCGAUGAGCAGCCUCGAAGCCUUGCUCUCCAAGCUCCCCUCCGUCGUCCCGCCGCCGCCGCCGCCGCAUCAUCAUGAGUUCAUGGGCGGGAUGGAGGAGGAGGCUGCCGCCGGGGGAGACCGUGAUGAUGAUGAUGAUCAACGGUAUGAUAUGGACGGGCAUCAUGAAGUUGGGGAGAGCAGCAGCUCAAAGACGACGACGACGAUGACGUCUAGUCAUGGUAAAAGCGGCCAUCGCCGCCAUCAUCAUCAUCAUCAUGAGUUUCAUCUCCACCACCGUGAUUUGAAUGUCAACCGUGCUAGUACUACUACCACCAACAACAACGCUUAUUUUCAGUGAUUAUAUUCUUAUCAUCAUAUAUAUAUAUAUAUAUAUUUGGGAUCUAGUGAGUGAGUGAGUGAGAAUAAGUAGAAAGUUGAUUAAUUAUGGAGGAUUAGCGCUAGCUGAAAAUGGCGGCUUAUCAUGUUCUGGUGGUACUGGACAUGCAUUUGAUUUCAUCCUAAUUAAUUAAUGAGUGUCCUGCCCUCUUUAUCUUAUCUUUUCUAUUUUGUAUCUUUUUUGGGUUGGUUGAUGCUACCUACAAAGUAAUGAUUGAUGACAUUAGUUCCAUCUUUUUUUGUUUAUUUAAUUUUCACUUAUUUUCAUAUUGCGGUAUAUGUGAUGAUAUGGUUUGGUUUG